Didymodactylos carnosus is the source of this 5022-nucleotide messenger RNA. Lineage: Eukaryota; Metazoa; Rotifera; Eurotatoria; Philodinida; Philodinidae. The record is from the annotation of a GenBank genome assembly.
AUGCAAGGGGAAGAAAAUACUCCCAAUAAUAGCAACAUAUUUAAUCCAACAAGUAGUGAUACAACAACAUCAACAACGAUAAAUUCAAUUCCAGUAACUCUUCAGCAACAGUCAAUAGAAUUACAGAACAAAACUAUCAUACAACGACAACUUGUUUUACUGUUACAUGCACAUAAAUGUUCACAACGUGAAAAACAAGGUCAGAAUGGUGAACAACGUCAGACCACUUGUAAAUUACCCCACUGUAGCACAAUGAAAAAUGUUUUACAACAUAUGGCAAAAUGUGAAAAUAUCAAAAACUGUACAGUUAAUCAUUGCAUGUCUUCACGUCAGAUAAUUUUACAUUGGAAAAACUGCAGUAAUCAGCAAUGUGCAAUAUGUCAACCAUUAAAGUAUCCAAAAAUAAAUCAGAGCAAAGAAUGGCAACAACAAGUGACGCAAGAUAUGAGAAAUCAUCUGGCAAGAAAAAUUAUUUCAGCAUUAAUUCCUGCUGCAUCUGAGACAAAUUCACUUAAAGAUAAACAAUUCAAUAAUGUAGCAAGCUAUGCUCAAAAAUUAGAAAAUGAUACAUUUGAAAUAGCGAAUAACCAAGAAGAAUAUUUUCAUAAAUUAGCAGAAAAAAUUUAUAAUAUUCAAAAAGAACUUGAAGAUCGAAGAGUAAAAAAACAACAAAUAAUGCAAACAUCAAUUAGCACAUGCACAUCUAUUGAUAAAUCAGCCGGUGAACAUGGACCACCCAAUCGUAUUGCACCACAAUCGGAAAUUCCGUCGUUUACAUCGUCCGUUUCAUCAUCAUCAAAUCAAGCUGGUUUUCUACAACAGAUAAAAACUGAACCGGUAUUAACAUUUAAUAAUAAUAGUGUACGCCCGUUUCAUAACAACAGCAACAAUUAUUCACCGUCUGAUAACAUGAAUAUGAUGACAACGCCAUCGUCAACCACCGACAUGGUAGUUGAUAAUCAAAAUAAUCGACAUCUAAACGAAACAUCAACAUUUUCGAACGAUCCAUUACAGUCAUUACAUGUCAAAAUUGAACCAACAUUGACGGAAGGAUAUUCAAUCAUGACCAUUAAAAAGGAAGAAGAUAAUAGCAACAAUAACUCUAUCACAUCCAAAUUACCUUCACCAUCAAUAAAGUCAGUAGCAGUUACAGACACAACAGAAGAUGUAAAACCAAAGCUACCUCAGAUCGAUUCAACAAGUAAACAAUUACCGAAAUGCCCCGUUCAAUUUACACAAGAAGAAUUGCGCUCAAAACUUGAACCUGUUAUCCAUAAAAUGUUACUAUCUGAAGAUUCACAUCCGUUUAGACAACCGGUUGAUCCCGUAGCACUCAAUAUCCUGGACUAUCCGAACAUCAUUAAACAUCCGAUGGAUAUCUCCACCAUUAAUAACAAAUUAUUGACUGGCGAAUAUCAGAACCCGUUGCAGUUUGUUGAUGAUAUGUGGCUCAUGUUUAAUAAUGCAUGGUUGUACAAUAAAAAGUCGACAAAAAUUCAUAAGAUGGGGUCAAAACUCUCUGAGGUGUUCAUGGAUGCUGUUGAUCCGGUUAUGCAGUCGAUGGGCUAUUGCUGUGGACGACAGUAUGUUUUUCUACCACAAGUGAUGUUCUGUUAUGGAAAUCAGUUGUGUUGUCAAAUACCACGUGAUGGUGUCUAUUACUAUUACAACAAUCCAGAACCAUCAAGAACAAAUCUGUCUGGUGACAAAUAUACGUUUUGUAACAAAUGUUUCGAUGCAGUCAAAGGUGAAAUGAUCUGUGUGGGUGAUGAUCCAGCUCAGCAGUUGACUGAAUUACGAAAAUGUGAUUUUAUACCGGCGAAAAACGAUGCACAAGAACCGGAGAUCAUAGUCGACUGUAUUGUUUGUUCAAGAAGAUGGCAUCAAAUUUGUGCAUUGCAUCUUGAUCAAGUGUGGCCAGAAGGUUUUGUAUGUGAAACGUGUAUUAAAAGUUACAACAUUAAGCGAAAAGAAAACCGGUAUGUGGCACAUAAAUUGACUAUGACUGAUUUGGCUCAUAAAUUAGAACAACGAGUAAAUGAUUUUCUGAAAACGGAAUGUGCCGAUGCUGGACGAGUGACGAUUCGAAUUCUGGCUGCUUCGGACAAGGUGUGUGAGGUGAAACCAAGAUUGAAGAAGUAUUGUCAGAAUCAUGUGCCAGAUGGUUAUCCGUAUCGAACAAAAGCAAUAUUUGCAUUUCAAGAAAUUGAGGGUGUUGAUGUUGUUUUGUUUGGUAUGCAUGUACAAGAAUAUGAUGGAAAAUGUCAAGAGCCGAAUACUAGGCGUGUGUACGUGUCCUAUCUGGAUUCUGUUCACUUUUUUCGUCCAAAGAAAUAUCGUACUGAUGUUUACCAUGAAAUAUUGAUUGGCUAUUUGAAGUAUGCUAAACAACUGGGCUAUGUUUAUGCACAUAUUUGGGCGUGUCCACCGAGUGAAGGAGAUGAUUACAUAUUUCACUGUCAUCCUGCAGAACAGAGAGUGCCGAAACCGAAACGGUUACAAGAAUGGUAUAAAAAGAUGUUAGAUCGAGCUAUUUUAGAGCAUGUUGUGAUUGAUUAUAAGGAUAUAAUGAAAGACUGUACGGAUAACCAAGUUCAAUUAGUAACUAAUAUUCCCUAUUUCGAAGGCGAUUUUUGGUCAAAUAUUAUUGAAGAAAGUAUCAAAGAACUUGAUCAAGAAGAAGAACAACGUAGAAAAAUUGAAGAAGUCGAAGCAGCAAGAGCUUCUGAAGAUUUUUGUUUAGAUGAUCCGAUUGAACCGGAAGACCCGACAGAGAUAUCUGAUAAACGCAAGUUGGCCAAUACGCAUAAGAAGAAAAGUCUAAAGAAAGCAGCUAGUCAACGAAAAACAGCUAAAAAGCAGAUGUCCAAUGUUUCUGAUUUAUUGUUAAAAAUAUUUUCUACAAUGGAAAAACACAAAGAAGCAUUUUUUGUUAUUCGGUUACGUAGUCCACUCGCCACUCAUCCUCCUGUUAACGAUACUGACGCUCUAAUACAGUGUGAUCUGAUGGAUACACGAGAUUCAUUUCUAAAUUUUGCACGUGAUAAACACCACGAAUUUUCAACGUUAAGACGAGCGAAAUUUUCAACAAUGGCUAUUUUGUAUGAACUCCAUUCAUCCACAACGGACAAAUUCACUUAUAAUUGUGAUCAAUGUCGUCAACCGUGCGAUGCUCGAUACCACUGUACGGUAUGCGAAGACUAUGAUUUAUGUUUGAAAUGCUAUCAAACUGUUAAGCACGAACAUAAAAUGGAUCGUUCAGACGACGUUAAUCAUAAUGAAGAACAAAAUAAUGGAAAAUCAGAUGGGAGCGGCGAUAAAUCACCGGCCAAUACUCAGUUACAGCGUCACCAAACUAUGCAACGUUGUAUUGAAGCCAUUUUGCACGCUGUUAAUUGUCGAAAUGCGAAUUGCAUUAAUCGUAGUUGUUUACGUUAUAAACGUAUCAUUCAACACACGAAAGAUUGUAAAAUAAAAAGUGCACCGUGUACUGCAUGUAAACAUAUCAUUUUUGUCUGCUGGUAUCAUGCAAAAAGUUGUAAUGAACAAAAUUGCCAAGUGCCAUUUUGUACAAAUCUGAAAGCAAAAAUUCAAAAACAACGUGCUACAAAUCACCAAAUGGAUCGUCGACGAAUGUAUGCAAUGCGAGCUGAGUCUAAAAUUGAUAUCACUAAUUUCUUAUCUAUUAUAUUUUGUUUUCCAGGAGCUUCUGGACCAUCGCCGUUGAAUCAACAGCAUACUGAUCCGGUUAACACAUUUCAUCAGUCGGUGGGUUCUCCUUGUUCGGGUAAGCCAACGCCCAUGAUUAUUCCAUCAUCGCCGUCCACUAUGAUGUCAAGUAAUCGUCUUCAACCACACGGAGUUCCCAUGCCUGCUCAACAACACGCUUGCAUGAACGGCGGUAAAGGUAAUCCAAUGCCGACGAUGAAUCAGCCGUGGGUACAGCAGUCACCUCGUUCGCAUCCAAUUAAUAUUAAUACAAUCCAAGCAGGCAUGAUGAAUAAUAAUAUGAACAACAAUAAUAAUUCUAUCCGACUUGUAAAUGGAUCAUUGAUGGGACAACCGGGAAACAAUAUGAUGCUAAGAGGUACACCUCAACAACAUCAAUUUAUGUAUUCACACACAGUACCUCCAUCUGUAAACUAUCCGCAGUCGAUGGGCGUGCAAUCUACAGGGAAACCAACGAUGCCUACCACUAUGUUUAUUCCCUCAACUGUAAAUCGUUCACAACAGCAACAAACAAUGCCUCUUACUGCACAACAAAUCGCUUAUAUGAGUCAACAACAGCAACAACGUCUACAACAACAAUCUUCGUCGAACCCUCAUUCUUAUUCAAUGAAUAUGCAUGCACAAAGUGGCAAGCCUACAGCAAUGCUGAACGCAUAUAGUAAUAUACCGAGUACCAUGAUUCGAAACAAUAGUUCAUCUUCCGUUAAUAUGAACAAUAGCGGUUCUCAACAACAGCUGAAUCAGUCAAUGGUCGAUUCAGAAAUGUUAAAUGUGACUAAAAGUAAUACGAUAGAUAUGUCUAGUAUCGAUGAUGAUAGUGUUGAGCUAAGGGCUGAACUUCGUAAUACUCCUACUAUAUCUAAUAAUAGUAUUGACAGUAUAGACAUAAACCAAAACCAACAACAGAUGUUUCAACCGCCCAUACCAUCAUCACGUAGUCGUCCACCACAACAAAUAAAUUACAUAAACACACCAUCCAACCAUUCAUGGAUACAAUCGCCAAAUUCAUAUCCUCAACAAUAUUCAAAUAUGCCACCAGGCUCUGUGCCUCCAUCGUACAAUACUGUUGUAGCUGGACGGAGUUAUUCUCACAUGAUAAAUCAACAGCAAAAUUCAUCCUCUCCAUCACAUCUACAACAGCAGCAAUAUUUAUCGUCUCAAAUUCAGCAGAGACAAGCACGUUUAAUGCCAUCGUAUAUGUCGCAACCUUCGCCUAUGACUAUAGAACAUCAACAACAACCACAAGGUAUUGUAACGCCACCACCACUACCGACAUCUGUGGCACCAAGAUGA